AUGUCGUCUAACAAGCGGCAUUCUAUGCUGCCCGCCGUCUCUAAUACCGGCCCACGACCACCAGUCAACUUCUCCUCGUCCCUUACCGUCUCCGACAGCGCGAUUCUUGUGGGAACUCAUUCAGUCACAAUUCAGUCUGAAAGCGUGCUCCACCCCCGGUCAAAGCUCGAGUCCACGAACGGUAGCAUUCUUAUCGGCCGUCGCUGCAUUGUACACGAACGAACACACAUUGGCGCACUCGGCAACGACGAUGCUAGCGGAGGGGUUUCCCUUGGAGACUACGUGACGAUAGAGGUUGGCACCGUGGUUGAGGCGGGAGGUACGGAAAUUGGUACAGACACGGUCAUCGGUGUCCGAUCUCGGAUCGGUCAUGGGGCUGUCAUCGGCAAGAACUGCACAAUUUCGCCCAUGACAGUCAUUAAGCCCGGCGAGAAGAUUCCCGAUUUCACUGUGGUGUACGCGAACGGCCAGCGACGGACGGACCGACGAGGAGUUACAGACUUGAAGCACAAGGCGCAGGCGCGACAGAUUGAUGUACUGAGGAGAUUGAUACCCAACAAGGCUGAGAAGUGGCUUGUUUAA
Messenger RNA from Colletotrichum truncatum, 582 nucleotides. RefSeq names its product dynactin 6. Gene Ontology annotation, biological process: mitotic spindle organization. The record is from RefSeq and is a predicted model, not a curated record. Gene Ontology annotation, molecular function: dynein complex binding. Lineage: Eukaryota; Fungi; Ascomycota; Sordariomycetes; Glomerellales; Glomerellaceae. Gene Ontology annotation, cellular component: dynactin complex.